This is a messenger RNA of Propithecus coquereli (Coquerel's sifaka), 1961 nucleotides long. It is a transcript of the gene SLC1A7, whose product is annotated as solute carrier family 1 (glutamate transporter), member 7. The record is from RefSeq and is a predicted model, not a curated record. Gene Ontology annotation, molecular function: neutral L-amino acid transmembrane transporter activity; glutamate:sodium symporter activity; L-glutamate transmembrane transporter activity. The transcript has 11 exons. The coding region runs from base 123 to 1847 and encodes 574 amino acids. Gene Ontology annotation, biological process: L-glutamate transmembrane transport. Gene Ontology annotation, cellular component: plasma membrane. Lineage: Eukaryota; Metazoa; Chordata; Mammalia; Primates; Indriidae.
GGGAGGCCACGCAGGCCAUGGCCGUGGGGCUGGCGACUGGUGCUUAGCAACUCCAGCCGCCUGCCUGCUGAGGAGCCAGAGCCCUCAGCCCAGACCCCGUGCCCGCGGCUGGUCUCACGUGCAUGGAAUGGUGCUGUGCCCCUUGCCAGCGGGCCAGGCUCACCAUGGUGCCGGCUGCCAUCCUGGCGCGGGGCAGGGAUGUGUGCAGGCGGAAUGGACUGCUCAUCCUGUCCGUGCUGUCUGUCAUCGUGGGCUGCCUCCUCGGCUUCUUCCUGAGGACCCGGCGCCUCUCACCACAGGAAAUUAGUUACUUCCAGUUCCCUGGAGAGCUCCUGAUGAGGAUGCUGAAGAUGCUCAUCCUGCCGUUGGUGGUCUCCAGCUUGAUGUCCGGCCUCGCCUCCCUGGAUGCCAAGACCUCCAGCCGCCUGGGCAUCCUCACCGUGGCAUACUACCUGUGGACCACCUUCGUGGCUGUCAUCGUGGGCAUCAUCAUGGUCUCCAUCAUCCACCCGGGCGGUGCAGCUCAGAAGGAGACCACGGAGCAGAGCGGGAAGCCCAUCAUGAGCUCGGCCGACGCCCUGCUGGACCUCAUCAGGAACAUGUUCCCAGCCAACCUCGUGGAAGCCACAUUCAAACAGUACCGCACCAAGACCACCCCGGUCAUCAAGUCCCCCAAGGUGGCACGGGACGAGACCCCUCCUCGGCGGAUCCUCAUCUAUGGCGUCCAGGAGGAGAACGGCUCUCAAGUGCAGAACUUUGCCCUGGACCUGACGCCGCCGCCUGAAGUCGUGUACAAGGUGGAGCCUGGCACCAGCGACGGCAUGAACGUGCUGGGCAUCGUCAUCUUCUCCGCCACCAUGGGCAUCAUGCUGGGCCGCAUGGGUGACAGCGGGGCCCCCCUGGUCAGCUUCUGCCAGUGCCUCAACGAGUCAGUGAUGAAGAUCGUGGCGGUGGCUGUGUGGUACUUCCCCUUCGGCAUCGUGUUCCUCAUCGCCGGCAAGAUCCUGGAGAUGGACGACCCCAGGGCUGUGGGCAAGAAGCUGGGCUUCUACGCGGUCACCGUGGUGUGCGGGCUGGUGCUCCACGGCCUCUUCAUCCUGCCUCUGCUCUACUUCUUCAUCACCAGGAAGAACCCCAUCGUCUUCAUCCGCGGCGUCCUGCAGGCCCUGCUCAUCGCGCUGGCCACCUCCUCCAGCUCAGCCACACUGCCCAUCACCUUCAAGUGCCUGCUGGAGAACAACCACAUCGACCGGCGCAUCGCACGCUUUGUGCUGCCCGUGGGCGCCACCAUCAACAUGGACGGCACGGCGCUCUACGAGGCUGUGGCCGCCAUCUUCAUUGCCCAGGUCAACAACUACGAGCUGGACUUCGGCCAGAUCAUCACCAUCAGCAUCACAGCCACAGCGGCCAGCAUCGGGGCAGCCGGCAUCCCCCAGGCUGGACUCGUCACCAUGGUCAUCGUGCUCACCUCCGUGGGACUGCCCACCGACGACAUCACCCUCAUCAUUGCUGUCGACUGGGCUCUGGACCGUUUCCGCACCAUGAUUAACGUGCUGGGGGAUGCACUGGCCGCGGGGAUCAUGGCCCACAUCUGCCGGAAGGACUUUGCUCGGGACACGGGCACGGAGAAACUGCCACCCAUCGAGACCAAGCCAGUGAGCCUCCAGGAGAUCGUGGCAACCCAGCAGAACGGCUGCGUGAAGAGUGUGGCUGAGGCCUCUGAGCUGACACUGGGCCCCGCCUGCCCCCACCAUGUCCCCGUACAGGUGGAGCAGGAUGAGGAGCCGGCAGCCACCAGUCUGGAGCACUGCACCAUCGAGAUCAGUGAGCUCGAAACCAACGUCUGAGCCUGCAGGACGGGGCUGCAGGGGCAGGCAAGGCCUGGGGCAGGAACUCAACUCUCCAACUCUCCCGAGCAGCUGCCAGGGGCCAGACUCACACGUUCUUCCCACCCUGGCGAG